UUUAUAUAUGAAAUCAAAACUCAUUCCUUGUCAGUUUGUCACUUUAAAGCAUUGAUGUAUGCAAAUACCAGCUAUGAAUGGACAUAACCUUGAUAUAAAAGGAUUCACCAUGCAUGUAUGCGCGCUUCGAUUUUGGUUAUUACAUUAGUUGGAACGCUUGAAACGAGUUUUGACGAAACUUCAAAUAUGAAAAAAGUUCAAUUUUAUUGGAGAAUUGUAGUAUGCAUCUCUGUUGUUAUUAUGUUUGUGAAUAUUAUUCCCUGGAUGAUCAAAUCUGAUGAAAAAAUGGAAUUUCUUUAUUUUGAGGCCGAAAUACAUGAUGACUUUCCAACUGUUGAAAAUGCUUCACCAAUUCCACAUAUUCUACACCAAACCUACAAAUCUGAAAUAAUUCCGGAAGCUUAUGUCCCACAGAUCAAUUCUUUCCUUAAAUACCAUCCAAACUGGACGUAUUACUUUUGGUCAGAAACUUCAGCUAGAAAGCUAAUUGCGCACAAAUUUCCGUAUUUUCUCAAUGUUUGGGAUGGAUACAAACAUCCCAUAAAUCGAGCAGAUGCUCUGAGAUACUUUGUGCUUUAUGAAUACGGCGGGGUGUAUGCGGACUGUGAUAUGAGAUUUCUACGUUCAUUGGACAAUGCUACUAAGGCGUUCGCUGCUAUUAUUCCACCAGAACCGUUUGAGCACAGCGUGUUUCGAUUGAAAAUGCCGCUCCUCACAAAUAACGCUAUAAUGUUAAGCCGACCUAAACACCCAUUCUUCAAAUUGCUGAUUGACAGGCUUGAAGCUACAAAAGAUGAAUCCGGAUUGUUGGAAGUGGCUGGUCCUGUAUUUCUUCAAGAAGGCUUUUUAGUGUACAACAACAUACAAAAAAAGGAUCUUUACACAUUUCAAAAUCAUUCAUACAUAAAUGGACUUGUGCCAUAUAAUUUGCAAGGCAAGUUUAAAUAUCCUUUACAUCAUCAAGACAAUGUGCUUGUGCCAAAUACCCAUUUUUUCAUGAAUACGCUUGCUUGGAAGUUUAAAACCAACGAAGUGCUUGAAUUUUGUAAAGAUAUAUAUAAAAACAAAGUUUUUAGCUUUUUCUGGUUUUCUAAGUGUAUAAUACGUGACAUGGCGACGAUUUGUCCAUUUGAAUUCUUUCAAUCGCGUGACAUGUGGAAAAGAGGAUGUAAUGAAAUUGUUAGAAGAGAAGGGCGUUCAAAGAAGGACCAUUCAAGAUUCACAUUCACCGAACAUAUGUGGCACACAUCUUAUGAGAAGGUGAAACGAGCUGACUUUGAUAAUUGGGUAGACAUUAAAACUGUUGUCCCUAAGGCUGUAAUUUACAAUUAAAAACAAUAUUGUAUUCAUUAGACAAUGAGUUUGAAUACAGUAUUUGAUUUGUUCUGAUGACAAUCAUUCAAUUUCCGCAACCUCUCAAUGUGUAAACAAAUUAAAUAAGUUUUGAUAUCUAUCCCAAACUGUUUGGUAUUAUUUUAAAAUGUGGGUUGCAGAAACAAAACUGAUAUCGUUACAGUAAUACAAACGUCAUCGUCUAAUUAAUAUACAACAUCCUAACAAAUUGUUUUCUACAUAAAACUAUGAGUGAAAGCAUGCUGUCGAAAGCUGUAUCCAUCGUUCCUUAAAGGGGCUGUACUUCGUAUGAUAAAAUAGCGAAAAACGAAAGAAAAUUGUCGAAAACUAACAUAAACUUGGCAUCGAUGUGUACAAUGCAUUUAAACUUACUAACUGAAGUACCACAUAGUUUACAAUUUAUUUAUGUUUAGCAGUUAUUUUGUAUUUUUCGAUUAAAAAAGAUUACUGGGUA
Mya arenaria is the source of this 1807-nucleotide messenger RNA. RefSeq lists its product as uncharacterized. Gene Ontology annotation, molecular function: mannosyltransferase activity. The transcript has 2 exons. NCBI's taxonomy places the organism in Eukaryota, Metazoa, Mollusca, Bivalvia, Myida, Myidae. The record is from RefSeq and is a predicted model, not a curated record. The coding region runs from base 118 to 1332 and encodes 404 amino acids. Gene Ontology annotation, biological process: mannosyl-inositol phosphorylceramide biosynthetic process.